GUCCCACAUCACCUCAUCAAAUAAACAAGCUCUAUAUAUCUCAGAUAUUGCCUCCAUUUGAUCUCUUCAAACAAAUAUUCACUCCUUCAAAAAAUAAAAUAAAAAUCACAAUUCUCGCAGCAAAUGGGCGAGCAAGUUGAGAAAAACAAUGAAGGAGAGAAGGCGGCGGCUGAGGCGGAGGGCGCCGAGAAGGCGGCAGCGGGAGGCGGUGGAGAGAGAAAAGAGGGCCCCACCACGGUGGUGUUGAAGAUGGAUUUACAUUGCCAUGGCUGUGCCAAGAAAGUGAGGCGAUCCAUCAGCCAUUUACCAGGGGUGGAGACGGUGAAGGCCGACUUUGACGCCAAGAAAUUGACGGUGACGGGAAAUGUGGACCCCGCCUGGCUCCGGGAGAAAGUUGAGCUCAAGACCAUGAAGAAAGUGGAGCUCAUCUCCCCUCAGCCCAAGUCCGACGACAAGAAGGCUGGUGAGGUGAAGAAAGCAGAGGGUGAUAUUAGCAAGCCCAAAAAGGUUGUUGUUAGCACUGUGACCAUGAAAACAAAGUUGCACUGUGACGGAUGCGCGCAUAAAAUAAAGAGGAUUAUAAUUAAGAAUUUUGAAGGUGUUGACUCAAUAACAACUGAUCUACAAAAGGAUUUGAUCAUUGUGAUCGGAACAAUGGACGUAAAUAAUUUGGUUACAUAUCUAAAAGAGAAGCUAAAAAGAGGAGUUGAGAUCGUUCCUCCAAAAAAAGACGACGGCGCCCCUGCCGCAGAGAAGAAGGCGGCCGAAGGCGCUGUCGUAGAAGAGAAAGAGAAAGCUAAGGGCGUUGGCGAAGGUGAAGGAAAAGAAGAAGUAAAGAAAGAUAAGGAAAGCAACAUCGUCGGAGAAAGUGAUGAAAAGAAAAAAGAGGGUGGUGGCGGCGACAAAAAAGGAGUUGAGUCGAAACUGGUGGCAGCGUCUGCGGCGGAGGCCGGCACGGGCGAAACUAAGGUGGAGACGAACAAGAUGGAGUAUCAUAAUAGUUACAGUCCACAAACGCACUAUGCCAUGCCCAUGGUGAUGUAUGGACAUCAGGACUAUGACAUGCGUCAUCAUGAAAGUCGUGCCAAUAUGGGCUACUACAUGGCCGGGCCUCCUCUGCCGCCGCCUACGUACUUGAGCGCGGAUGCGAACGAUAAUAUGUUUAGUGACGAGAAUCCUAAUGGAUGCUCCGUAAUGUAACUACGUGGAAUAAUAUGCUACAUGCCUUCACCUAUAGAGUUUCAAUUUUUAAUUGUGAGAAAUAGAAAGUGCAAUUAAUAGUGUAACAUAGAGUAUAUACUUCUCAUUCGGAAAAAUAUUGAGUAAACCUUUUGUAUUA
Salvia splendens (bonfire salvia) is the source of this 1339-nucleotide messenger RNA. RefSeq names its product heavy metal-associated isoprenylated plant protein 6. The record is from RefSeq and is a predicted model, not a curated record. NCBI's taxonomy places the organism in Eukaryota, Viridiplantae, Streptophyta, Magnoliopsida, Lamiales, Lamiaceae. The transcript is spliced from 5 exons. Bases 124 to 1200 code for a protein of 358 amino acids. Gene Ontology annotation, molecular function: metal ion binding.